Messenger RNA from Mycotypha africana, 2432 nucleotides. Its product is annotated as acyltransferase ChoActase/COT/CPT. The transcript is spliced from 3 exons. Gene Ontology annotation, molecular function: acyltransferase activity. The coding region runs from base 175 to 2220 and encodes 681 amino acids. NCBI's taxonomy places the organism in Eukaryota, Fungi, Mucoromycota, Mucoromycetes, Mucorales, Mycotyphaceae. The record is from RefSeq and is a predicted model, not a curated record.
GCACUCUAUUGUUUACGUAAAUCACAUUAUUAUAUCCUUACUCCUUAUUAUUUUUCACCUUUAACUUUUGGAGAUGAUUAAGGCCUUUUCAAACCCUAAUUUCUUUCCUUCUUCAAAUUAUCAUUUUACUUACUCCUUAUAGUAAAGCACUUUCUGAACUUAGGUACAACACUGAUGUCUUCGUCCUCAAUAUUGCAGCAACCUCCAAAAACGUUUAGUUUGCAACAUACCUUACCUCGUCUUCCAAUUCCAUCCCUUCAGCAAACCUGUUCCCUUUAUUUGAAGUCUGUUCUUCCUCUACAAACACUUCAACAACAUGCUGAAACUCAAUCCGUCGUCCAGGAUUUUCUUCAAAGUGAUUUAGCCAAGUCUUUGCAAGAAAGGUUGAUUGAUAUUGAUCGAUCUUCGCCUCAUAAUUGGUUAGAAGAUAACUUUUGGCUUAAAAAGGCUUACUUGGAGUGGCGAGAACCUCUUAUGAUAAACAGUAACUGGUACAUCUUAGGCCAAGAUGAUCAUUCUUCUUCAGCUCAAGCACAACUUCUCUUGGAGAAUGGAGGAAGACAUCCAAACGGUAAAUUUACAUGGUUUCAAGUUAAAAGGGCGGCGCAUCUGAUUCGCAGAGGGUUGGAAUACAAAGAAAUGAUAGAUAGACAAGAGUUACCAGUCGAUAGGUUGAGAGGGAAUAAACCGUUGUGCAUGUGGCAAUACAGUCGUAUAUUUUCUGUUACGCGUAUCCCUAUGUACCAUUGUGAUACUUUGGUUCAGCCAGAUAAAGUACAAGAUGUUCACCAUAUUAUUGUAAUAGUACGCGACCAAAUUUAUACGCUGAAUGUAUAUAAAGAAGAGAAUGGCAAUUGCGUUUUGCUAUCUGCAGAAGAAAUUGAAACUGCACUUCUACAACUGAUUGCUCAUAAUGAUCGACUUGAACAACCUUCGGCACCCAUUGGUUUAUUAUCAUCAUGGCACCGAGACAAGUGGACUGUCGCGCGUAACCAUUUACUCAGUAUAUCUCCUCAACAGCACCGCAACAAUUUAAAUAAAAUUGAGCAAGCUUUAUUCGCUGUUGCCUUGGAUGAUUAUUCUAACGGUGCAAACAGUGCACUUUGGACAAGAACUUUAUUCUGUGGACAUCAAGGACUGGGCAAUGGUCAUAACCGUUGGUUUGACAAGUCGUUCACUUUGGUCGUUGAAAGUAAUGGCAUGUGUGGAUUUUCAGGUGAGCAUUCACCUGUGGACGCACUCACGGUGAGUUACAUCUUCGAUCAUAUGUUGCAGGAGCCAUUGCCAUCUACGACAUUAGCAACACUUAAGACGAACGAUAUCUAUAUCACUAAAUUUCCAUCUCACUCACCGACGGAAACCAACAGUACAACAGUAUUUGAACAUUUGUCAUUCACAGCUGAUAGUAUAAUGCUUGGUUACUUGAAAGAGGCACAGAAAGAUGCUGAUAUCACCGCCUUCCUAUCAGACUCUGAUGUUCUUAUCUUCAAAGAUUACGGUACAGAUUGGAUCAAAAAAAUUGCGCGUAUUCCUCCUGACGCUUAUUACCAAAUGGCACUCCAACUCACUUAUUACCGGUUGCAUCACCGAUUUACCGCUACUUACGAAACAGCUGCUACACGUCAGUAUAUCCGUGGGCGCACCGAAACAAUUCGUACAUUAAGUGUCGACUCCAAAGUGUUUGUCGAGAGCUUUGAUAGUAUAAGUAGUACAAAGGAAAAAUAUGACUUGCUGGUCAAAGCUACGUCAAGUCAUCGUGAGUACACGCAAAUUGCUAGUAAUGGAUAUGGCUGUGAUCGACACUUAAUGGUACUGAGGCUAUUGAAUCAGGAUCACCAAAUGCUCAAUAAUGACAACAAAAUGGUGUCAGCGCCUUUGCACCCUAUCUUUACAGAUCCUAUAUUUGCCGAAUCACAAACGUGGAAAUUAAGUACUUCAGGCUUACACGCUGGUAUAAGGUUAAUGGGUACGGGCUUUGGUGCUGUGUGUCAGGAUGGAUAUGGUGUCAAUUAUAUGGCAGCCCCAAACUUAGUUAAAUUCGGUUGUGAAUCAAAAAGCGUACCUGAAACGGUCUCCACAACUGAAUUUAUGCAAUGCUUGGAGAAAGUAUUGAGAGAUAUGAAAGACAUCUGUAUGGUUGUUAACAGUGGUGAAUCGAGUAAUGAUAUCAACCAUCAACAAACGGCGUUAGGAGAUUUAUCAAGUAGUGCUAGAUUAUAAGCACAAAAGAGAACUUUAACAACCAAAACUUUUUUACAUUUAUGAAUCAUUCACAAUACAUCUUCCUACUUUGAUUAACAAUAUGAAAUAUAUAAACCAAAUCGAAUUCUUUGCUUUUCCAUGAAUAAAGGCAGCAUUUCUCAAGGAAUUUGUUGUUCUGUCGAACAGUGAUCUUACGACUAGCGCCGCUCAUUUGUACGCAUCGAGAUACU